This is a messenger RNA of Engraulis encrasicolus (European anchovy), 729 nucleotides long. It is a transcript of the gene vstm2a, whose product is annotated as V-set and transmembrane domain containing 2A. Bases 1 to 729 code for a protein of 242 amino acids. Gene Ontology annotation, cellular component: membrane. Lineage: Eukaryota; Metazoa; Chordata; Actinopteri; Clupeiformes; Engraulidae. The record is from RefSeq and is a predicted model, not a curated record. The transcript has 5 exons.
AUGAUGUGGACUCUACAUGACGGCAUUGGAUUUGUUUUCUUCUCUGGGUUAUGUAUCCAGAUGGGGUUCACUCUUGAAGGGAGGUUUACGAAGAUACCCGCCAACAUAACCGCUAAAGAGGGACAGAACAUUGAGAUGGAGUGCGCUUUCCAAAGCGAGACUGCAUCCGUGUACUUGGAAAUUCAGUGGUGGUUCAUACGAGCGCCGGAGGAGCCAAGUGAGAGCGAGGAAGAGGAGGAGGAGAUGGCCACGGAGAUGGACCUCUUGCCAGAGAUCGAUCCAGAUGAUGAAGGAACAAAGAUAAGUACGGUGAAGGUGCAGGGCAACGACAUCUCCCACCAGCUGCAGCGAUUCCGGGUGGACAAGAGCGACGAGGGCCUGUACGAGUGCCGCGUCACCGAUGCCAACUACGGCGAGCUGCGGGAGUACAAGGUGCAAGGCUACCUGAAAGUCAACGCCACCGCGCGACCCCGCCCGCCCAGCAAGACCUCCCCCCUGCACCUGACCGACAAGAAGCCCAGGAAGGGGGGCUCGACGGCGGGCGGCGGGGGGCAGGACGGCGGCGGGGGCACAGGCUCGGACCAGAGCAAUCCAAACUCCCAGCAGUCCCCCUCCUCCUCGUCUAAAACAAUCCAUCACAACUCAGCUACAGGUACGAGGAUAUCCACGUGUCAUGGACUCUCCAUCCUGCUCCUCGCAAGUGGAUUUGUAAGGGGAGCUCUGCUAUAG